AGGAUUAAAGUAACAGUGGAGUGGGAAGUGAGUGAAAUAGUCAGCUGCUGGGUUUUGCAAGGUGUUGUAUCUUCUAUUUUCGCACAGAUCCAUCUUUGAAUUUAAUUUAAAAUGAAAUUUCAAUACAAAGAAGAACAUCCUUUUGAGAAAAGGAAAGCUGAAGGUGAAAAAAUCAGGAAGAAGUAUCCCGAUAGAGUACCUGUGAUUGUUGAGAAAGCUCCUAAAGCUAGAAUCGGAGACUUGGACAAGAAGAAGUACUUGGUGCCGUCAGACUUGACUGUCGGUCAGUUUUACUUCUUGAUCCGAAAACGUGUCCAUCUUCGUCCAGAAGAUGCUCUUUUCUUCUUUGUGAACAAUGUCAUUCCCCCAACCAGCGCCACAAUGGGUUCCUUGUACCAGGAACACCACGAAGAAGAUUUCUUCUUGUACAUUGCCUACAGUGAUGAGAAUGUCUACGGCACAGACGCCUAAGAUCAGACAAGAUUUCAGGUUGAAAACAUAACCAAAUUAUUAAAUGUUGAAACUUUGACAUCAAUGAAUUAGUUUUUGUAUUAAAAUUUUUGAGUAUUCAGAAAUAUAAAAUAUUAUGUAUUUUCAAUUUAGUAAAACUUCUUUCACUAUAAUUAUCGUUCUUUUAAAUCACAAUUGAUUGUGUCUUUAAAUCUUUUAUAAAUACCUUAAUUGAGUUUAGGAAUUAUCUGAGUUGAAGUUGUUUUGUUUGUAUAUUACUCGAGUAAUUGAUCAUUCAACAAUGAGUAUUUAAUAUUGGUGUAUUUUUCAAUUUGUACCAAUAUUAAUUCUGUCUGAGUUAUAUUGUUUUGUUAUAUUUAUACUGUCUAUAUUUAGUUAUAGUCUUUCACAAUUUAUGACUUAAUACACAAAUCAUUGUUGCUGUAAAUAUGAUUUACUUUACUUUAUGAACUAUUGCCUUUUUUAAGCAAUUAACUAACCAUUAGGACAUUUAAGUGUGUGAUUUGCACUUUUUCUGUUUAGUUCUGAUAUCUGUGUACUAACUAGUGGAUUUUCAAUAAAAUGUAAAUAUAUAUUUGAA
Molecule: messenger RNA, 1051 nt
Organism: Homalodisca vitripennis (glassy-winged sharpshooter)
Lineage: Eukaryota; Metazoa; Arthropoda; Insecta; Hemiptera; Cicadellidae
Gene: Atg8a
Product: gamma-aminobutyric acid receptor-associated protein
Exons: 3
Coding region: 112-471 (119 amino acids)
Biological process (GO): autophagy of mitochondrion; macroautophagy; autophagosome assembly
Cellular component (GO): autophagosome membrane; cytosol; autophagosome
Molecular function (GO): GABA receptor binding; ubiquitin protein ligase binding
Source: RefSeq, a predicted model, not a curated record